GUCAGACCCCGCCCCACUGCCCUGCCGAGCGACCCCGCCAGUCGGGUCCAUCCUGCAGUAAAUGCACAACCGGGACGGAAGUGCCUCUCUGACGACGGACCCAGGCUCGGAGCUUCAGACGCUGGGACAGGCCGCCCGCAGACCACGCCCGCCGCGCGCGGGACACGACGACCCCCGCAGGACCCGCCCAUCAGCCCGGAAACCCGCGAGCUGCUUCUCCCGGAGGCCGAUGCCCACCCGGGAGCUCCCAAAGAUUCGCGGCUCCCGGGGGCAUCUGCAGACUCACCCGCCUGGGCCUGGGCCCCCGCUGCAAGGACUGGCGCCUGGAGGCCUCAAAACCAGCGCCCCCCGCCCUCCGUGCCAGCCCCAGCCAGGACCCCACAAGGCAAAGCCGAGGAAGAUUGUGUUUGAGGAUGAGCUGCUCUCCCAGCCCCUCCUGGGUGCCAAGAACCCUAUUGGAGCCAUCCCUAAGGGGCAUAAGCCUAGGCCCCACCCAGUGCCCGACUAUGAGCUUAAGUACCCACCGGUGAGCAGUGAGAGGGAACGGAGCCGCUACGCCGCAGUGUUCCAGGACCAGUACGGAGAGUUCUUGGAGCUCCAGCGGGAGGUGGGGUGUGCACAGGCAAAGCUCAGGCAGCUGGAGGCCCUGCUGAGCUCCCUGCCCCCACCCCAAAGCCAGAAGGAGGCCCAAGUUGCAGCCCGGGUUUGGAGGGAGUUUGAGAAGAAGCAAACGGAUCCUGGCUUCCUGGACAAGCAGGCUCGCUGCCACUACCUGAAGGGUAAACUGAGGCAUCUCAAGACUCAGAUCCAGAAAUUCAAUGACCGAGGAGACAGCGAGGGCUCUGUGUACUUCUGAGUGCCCCUGCAGAUGGGCAGAGGGAUGCAUGGGGAUGCGGGUCCCUUGCUUUGCUUGGUAUCUCCUCAGCUUUCCUCUUGCAGCUCUCCCUACCAGGGGUAGCUUUCUCCAGGAUUGCAAAUGCCUCUUCAUUUUGGACUCAGCGCUGACAGCUCCUCCUCCAGGAAGGCCUUCCAGGUCUUCCUCCUCUGGGUCCUCUAGCUCUGACCCUAUAGGGACUCCAGAUCUCCACCUGUUCCCUGGAAGUAGAGCCUGCUCUCCAUCCCAGUGAAAUAAACAUGUAUUAGACACCUA
Molecule: messenger RNA, 1150 nt
Organism: Rhinopithecus roxellana (golden snub-nosed monkey)
Lineage: Eukaryota; Metazoa; Chordata; Mammalia; Primates; Cercopithecidae
Gene: OCEL1
Product: occludin/ELL domain containing 1
Exons: 6
Coding region: 62-856 (264 amino acids)
Biological process (GO): bicellular tight junction assembly
Cellular component (GO): apical plasma membrane; cytoplasmic vesicle; bicellular tight junction
Source: RefSeq, a predicted model, not a curated record